CCUCCUUCCCCCAACCCCAACCCCACCUCACGAAUAAACGUGACUCCCAGCCCGCCCGCUCCCCCCCCAACCCCCUGAAAAGAAAUGUGAUUUUCGUUCGUGAUUUGAUGCGUCGAGGAAUCAUUCCAACAUGAAGCUCCUGCUGCUCACAGCCGCCCUCCUCCCACUGGUCUGUGGCUUUCACCCGGAAUGCAUGAUCAAGCGAGACCGAGAGCGAUGUCUGAACAGGCUGAUCGAGGAAGAGGGGUACGCCGACCCCCAGCUGGGAUGUCUUGGCAUGUGGGAUAACAUAACUUGCUGGCCAUACACAGUGUACGGAGACAUUAUGUCGGUCAAUUGUCCACUGUUCUUCAGGAUUAUCAACACUGACCAGGCUUUGGAGCUUAUCUAUAGAAACUGCACCGAGGAGGGCUGGUCCGAAACCUUCCCGCAUUACUACGACGCUUGCGGGGUUGACGACGACAACGAAACCGAUGUGGACGAUCAGGGUUUGUACUUUGUGUCGGUCCAGGCACUUUACACCGUCGGCUACAGCACUUCCUUGGUGUCCCUGGCAACGGCUAUGAUCAUCCUUUGCCGGUUUCGGAAGCUUCACUGCACUCGGAACUACAUCCACAUGAACCUGUUCAUGUCCUUCAUCCUCCGAGCCAUCUCGGUCUUCAUCAAAGACGCCAUUCUGUACUCAGAGGAAGAUGCCAACCACUGCUCCAUCUCCACGGUGCACUGCAAAGCCAUGAUGGUCUUCUUCCAUUACUGCGUGAUGUCCAACUACUUCUGGCUGUUCAUCGAAGGUCUCUACCUCUUCACUCUGCUCGUCGAGACCUUCUUUCCGGAGCGAAGAUACUUUUAUUGGUACAUCCUCAUCGGAUGGGGUACCCCAACGAUCUGUGUGACCAUUUGGACCAUCUUGCGUCUGCACGUUGAUGACUCUGGAUGUUGGGAAACAAAUGAAAAUCGGGCUCUCUGGUGGGUCAUAAAGGGACCGGUCAUCGGAUCAAUCAUGGUCAACUUCAUCCUGUUCAUUGGGAUAAUAUUUAUUCUCGUUCAAAAGCUGCAGUCACCCGACAUCGGAGGGAAUGAAUCCAGCAUUUACUUCUGUGUGCAGAAAUGCUACUGUAAGCCUCAGAGAGGUAAUCACCAUGUUUGCAAGAUGUCAGAACUAUCCACCAUUACCUUGAGGCUGGCCAGAUCGACUUUGCUCCUGAUACCUCUCUUUGGGAUUCACUACACGGUCUUUGCGUUUUACCCUGAGGAUGUGAACACGAGGGAACGCCUGGUGUUUGAGCUAGGAUUAGGAUCCUUUCAGGGCUUUGUCGUAGCCGUUCUUUACUGUUUCCUCAACGGGGAGUUUCUCCCUGAAGGUACAGUCUGAGAUCAAGCGCAAGUGGAGAAGCUGGAAGGUGAACCGAUACUUUGCUGUUGACUUCA
Molecule: messenger RNA, 1428 nt
Organism: Callorhinchus milii (elephant shark)
Lineage: Eukaryota; Metazoa; Chordata; Chondrichthyes; Chimaeriformes; Callorhinchidae
Gene: adcyap1r1a
Product: adenylate cyclase activating polypeptide 1a (pituitary) receptor type I
Exons: 14
Coding region: 131-1372 (413 amino acids)
Biological process (GO): cell surface receptor signaling pathway; adenylate cyclase-modulating G protein-coupled receptor signaling pathway
Cellular component (GO): plasma membrane; neuron projection
Molecular function (GO): peptide hormone binding; vasoactive intestinal polypeptide receptor activity; G protein-coupled peptide receptor activity
Source: RefSeq, a predicted model, not a curated record